Molecule: messenger RNA, 882 nt
Organism: Trypanosoma theileri
Lineage: Eukaryota; Euglenozoa; Kinetoplastea; Trypanosomatida; Trypanosomatidae
Exons: 1
Coding region: 1-882 (293 amino acids)
Source: RefSeq, a predicted model, not a curated record
AUGGAAGAUGACUCUAAUUUAUCGACAUGGACCGAUACAUCCUGUGAACUCUUUGGUUCAUUUGCAGAUGUACAUAGUCCAACAGAGCGUGUAGAGAUGCUGAUUAGACGAAGAAUUCAUUAUAAUAUAGUUGUUCCAGAUACAUCUUUUCUUCUACAAAAUUUUAAUCAAUUACUUCAAUUAGCAAAACAUCGAGAAAUUGUAAUUCCACAUUCAGUCUUAUUAGAUGUUGUGCAUUCCGCCUUGGACGAUCAAGGACCUCGUCGUUUUAAUUCACGUCGCGUAUUACAAUCUCUAAUGUACGCGACAACAAAUAAAAACACAAUACGAGAGUGGAGUCCAUCAACAAAUCCUUAUUCCAUUCCGAUGAAACGCGGUCAAGGGGGAGUUACGCUUUUAGGACUACAGGACGAAGUGGUUCUUCUUGAGGGAAGUUCUGAACGUUUCUUUUUAGCCGAAACAUUUUCUCAGCAGGAUCCAAAUACAGUUUCUGUUGGAAGUACAAGUAUCGCCACUGUAUUGGUGGCAAAACAGUUGGAAAAGUUGGUGGUCCCACAAAAUAGUCGCACAUCUCAACAACAACAACAACAACAACAACAUCAACAACUUUCCGUUGUACAUGCGAGCGAAGUAGAUCACCUUGUCGCAGGACUCAUUGCAUCUAUGAACAACAACGAUCAUUAUAAUAGGGAUUAUAAUAAGAAGAGAGAUAAUUAUGAUGCUGCUGCAUAUACUGUUGGGAAACCAGCACCGUUGUUUAAAUCACGCUCACGUUCUUUUUGGGCUCGCAUGCCUGUUGUGUUGGCAACGACAAAUGAUGAGACGCGAAGAGCAGCUUUUAUGGUUGGUUUGUCUAUGUUUCCACCUGUUAGUGCUGCGUAG